This is a messenger RNA of Pocillopora meandrina, 7849 nucleotides long. The record is from the annotation of a GenBank genome assembly. Lineage: Eukaryota; Metazoa; Cnidaria; Anthozoa; Scleractinia; Pocilloporidae.
CAGGAUAGUGGCUCCCUGGAUCAAAUAUUGAAAAAGGCUGAUCUAGUACCUGAGGAUAUUUUGUGAGUUAUCACAAUUGCGGUAAGAAUUAGUUUAUAUUUUACAUAUAUUAUGUAUAGCAGAUAGUAGGACAAUUACCCAUUUGUAGUCCAGGAUUAAUGUACACAGUAUUACCUCAAGGAUAAAAAAAAGCUUGAAUUUUGAGAAAGGGGAAUUUUAUGUCCAAAACUAUGCUGCAGCCAUCAAGGCUGAAAAAAGAAAAGAAAGAUGUAAAAUCCAGCAUUAUGAUGAAUUGCUGUAAUUUUCACCUCAAGCCUGAAAUACAGACAGGCCCAACAGCCUGUUUGAACAGUCACUUAAAGCAGAGCCACACAAAUAAAACUCAGAGUAAUCUUUCAAGUCAUUUCAUUCAUUCCGUGUUUAUCUUCCAAAAUCAAUGUUAGCACCUUAAGUUAAAAUGUCCAAAGGAUAUUAAAAAUUAUCUUUCUUCUUUGGAUUGUUAGGAAAAUAUUAUGUGCGAACAUCAUGUGAGUCAUUUGCUGGUCACCUUUAUUGAACAGUCACCCCACCAUUCCCCAUGUGUGACCACUUAAUACAAAUUGGACUGAAGAUUGCAACAGGGUUUUCAUUUACUUUUGAAGUAAAAGGGCACUGCCUUGUGAGUAGGCCGGUACACUGUAUAAUCGAGGGCCGAAGGCCUGAACCUCUAGGGAGUCUAGGGGAUGCUCCCCCCGGAAACUUUUAAAACUUAAGUCUCCCAGAAACGCACUUUUCUGCAAUCUGGUGAAGAAAUCUUUCUGGAAUGAAGCAUACUUAGUCUGAUUAUAGUAAAAGUAAUGGUAAUCUAAGAGAAUUUGUUUGUUUCUCUACACAGCUAUAGCUUCAUCAAAACACUGCUUUUGUUGUCAGAGCUUCCUUUCUUCUUCUUCUAAAGAGUGAAACUGACAACACUCUUUGUAGUUUAUGAAAACUCAAAGUCAGAGCCGUAAUCAUUUACAUUAAUUCCUUUUGUCACAUAUAUAUCCCCCAGCAGUUAAAAAUUUAAAACAAAUGUUGAUGGAACACAAGAGUCUGAUACACAAUCAGCCCUCGCUGAAAACAAUUUUUUCAAAACCUCCGAUGGGCUUUAUCUUCAAUGAAAUUAAAUUGGAUCAAAGUUUCUUUCAAUUGUACGGAAUAUUUGAGCUUAAAAGUCAGCUAAAUGUUGGCUUACUAAGAGGCCGUGUCAGCUGAUAAGCAUCUUUUACGGCGACAUUCGUCUCUUGAUGUUUAUUUUAUAUUCUGAAUUUUAUUUCAGAAAAAUAAAAAGUGUUUUAUGAAGAGUUUAAAUGAUGGAAAAGCAUAGAUAGCGUACGUAAUUUUUCGAAAAGCCUUUUCACGGCUGUAAUCCAACUAAAACAUGAAUUUAAUUUUUAGGUCAUCGCUCUUGACUUUUCAUGUGCAAACGAGUGCUUGCGUGAGUUUUACUUUUGCUUGCCACGAUCACUCCGCAGAACGCACUCGAUUUUAUGGCACGUCACGUUUAAGAGUUAUUUAACAGCUAAUUCGGCACUUUAGAAAGAGACAGUUCUAAGAACGCUAUAAGGGACCUUAAGCAGUCAGGACGGCAACGCCAAGGAAGACUUCGUUUAAAAAAUGAAUUACUGCCUAUAAUUUGAAUUUCAAAAAUGGCUGCAUGUGUUUACCGUCUCAUACGGUGCCACACCUCAACUUCAGCAUGGCGUAUCAAAGAAGUGUUGAGGUCCAACUAGAAGUUAAAAUAAUUUGCCGUCGCGGUUUCGGUUCGCAGACGACGCAAAUUGAGGGGAUUUCACAUUGUUGUUUUGCAUUGUACGGCUCAGAAAUGUACGAACGCACGUGCUGAGCUAUUGUUCUGCCUAUUAUAUCUUUUGUUUUUCCAUGUCCUCGUUGCCGUCGCGUGGUUUGCUUAAGGUCCCUAUUACCGCGCAGCGCCUUUCUCAUCAGAGUAAAUUUUAUUUCCACACUCUGAUCGCAAGUAAUUGAUAAAUAAGUGCAGAAAAAAUGCUUUAAACUUACAGGGAAGAGUUAAAAUUAAGUUGAAGUUGAUAUUUUUUUUCACAACUAUUUUCUUUUUUUAAUUUGGUGCUUCAAGUAGCCGGGAACUCUGUUUAAAGUAGACGGGUGCCGGUACCCGGGACCCGGCUUCUAAUAAAAACCCUGUUGCAAUGGGCAACCAUCCAACUCAUUUCUUAACAAAGAUGUGAAUCAAAGCAGUUGAAAUAUUGCAUGCCUUCUAUGAUAGCUUUCCCUUCAUUAUUGAUAGUGACCUAAAGUUGUGAGACAAUCGAUGUAAUAAAUUUAUUUAUCAUUUGUACACCCUUGCGAACUGAAUUCCCGGUUUUCUGGGAAUUUCAAGGAAUUCUCAAAAAUUCCCAAUUAUGUAAAUAACCCUUGCAAACUGAAUUCCCAGUUUUCUGGGAAUUUCUAGGAAUUCCUAGGAAUUCUCAAGAAUUCCCAACUAUGCAAAUAAGCUCUGAUUUAAAAAGCUUGGAAUUAUUAGGAAUUUCUGGGAAAGGAAGACUCCAGUUUUGUGAAGACUUGGAAUUCCUAGGAAUUCUCAGCUAUACAAACUACCUAUAAUUUAAGAAGGGUGGAAUUCUUGGGAAUUUCUGGGAUUUGAAUUUGAGGCAAUUUAAAUACCCUGAGGUCCACAUAAAUUCUAGGAAAUUUUCAAUACCUUGAAUGUGAAGGUUUUAACAAAAAGAGUAAUUUCAGAUGCUUAAAACUUUGGCUCAAUAAAAGGUAUGCUAUACAAAAUUUACCAAGAGAUAUACAUACAUGUAUAUGUUUAUAACUUAAAGAUCAUGAAAUUUAUUAUUCAAACUAAGUUUUAGUGAAUCAUUACAUUAAUAUGGAUUUUCUCAUGAACCAGUAGUCAAUUAUGUUAAAUGGAAUAGUCAAUUAACCCAAUGUACUCAUAUCACAGAUUUGCUCUCUAACCUCAAAGGAUUCUUGGAUUCCAUGAUCAUAAAAUAUCUUUAUUGUGAUGCAAAAUGUCUCAUGUUCACUGGUGUGCCAAAAUCAUCAAACAUUCAUUAGCUGUUUCUUGGUACCCAACUUCCACAAUAAUUAACAAUAAUUACAUUGUUAUCUAUACUUAAAGAACUUUGUUAGUUAUGAACUUAAGUUACUUCCCUAACCUACAUUACUGGUUGCCUUUGUUAAAAAACCUUGGAACAGUCAAGCUCAGUUGCCUCAAACACUUUCAGAGAAUUUUUGCUGACAUUUUUAUUUUUUGUUGACAUUAUUUUUCUUUCUUCAUGAUUGUUGUUGCUGUUUUUUUUUCAGUUUUUUUGCUCUGUUUUUGUGACUGAUUGCUGUAAUAUGUUUUGCUGCUUUUAUUCUUACAAAACAUUUUUGUAAGAGUUCCAAUACUUGUGGAUCAUCCACACAGUUUGCAAACAUUUGGCAUGCAGACAAGACAGAGGUAGUCAAUGUUCCCUUUGAGAAAAAACACUUUUUAAAUGACGUCUUCAGUUUACUUUAUUUGAAACUCUGAUCUGAAAAUAUUUUUAAAACAAGACUUGUUAGUAGCGAGAAGUACAAACCAAGUUUCCUUUCAUAACUUAAUGUCUUAUAUGUCACCAUCACUGGAUCUCCCAAAAAAUAUUACAUCUUUUUAUUUUUGGUGCAAAAUACAAGUCCUUCUUUAUAUACAAAUGAAAAGUGCAAGUCACACUUCAAUGAUAACAGCUCUAAAGUUUACUUGUUGUUCUUCUCUGUCUGUCAGCUAUCAACAAAAUUGUUUUAUACUUUGGACAGUGCACAACUAUUUGUGGACCAGAGUUCCAACGCACCUCUGUAAUCGCAUAUAGUUACAUCUGUCUCUUGUACAAAUGUUUCUCCUUUGUAAGAAGCACUGGGAUCAUCUAUGUAUCUCUUAUACUUCCUAAUGUGCUAUCCUUCUUUUAUAAAUAUGAGGGUAAAAGACGAUUUGUAAUCGCAUUCAAAAUUGUGAUUGGCUUGUGUUAUUUCUCACCUUUGCCAUGAACACAACUCAAAUGAGUUUCGAGUCUUUGUUUCCUCGACAACUUUCUGCCACAAAUCGUGCAUUUGUAGUACAAUCGAUUCUUGUCGAUUAUUUCUAUAUAGAAUGAGCUCACAUCAUUAUUUAUAUCACCAAGGUAUCUAUCGUCUAGAAGCGUAGAACCGGUCGGAGAAGUCAGAACAAAGUUGUGCACUUUAAUUAACACUGCAAUCGGCAAGCCAGCGGAUUCACUCUGCUAGCCAAUGACAAGUCCUAAAAGGUCCACGUGAUCAUGCCCGUGUCGGAAACAAAGAAGACUCCAUUUGGCGCUCAUCUUUGAAUGUACUUUUCAUGGGUUGAUCACAUUUCUCAACUGUUUCGCUUAAUAUAACAUUUCUAAAGAUAGGUUUUAUUGUGGUUCAAUGGGAAAACGCGAACAGCGUGAGUGUUGUAAAAGAAAAGAAAAUCGUUGGCGCCGUGGAGUUAAAAGAAGGGACAACAGUUGACAUACUGACUGGUACAAAUAAUGGUCGAGUGGCCAUCUGUAAAGCUACGAUUUUGAAAGUUCGUGGUGAGUAAAAAUUACGAUAUUCGUUACGUGAUCAAAAUCUUAUAAGAGAAUAGAUGUAACGGGUUGAAUUAAGCUUACAUAACGCUCGGCGCAACUGAAACUAGAAUAAUUCUGAGAAUGGAAUCGGUCACUUGCAUGCCGCAGUUUCUUAAGCUUAUGCUUUACAAUGAAAUCAACCUAUCAGUAAGGUUUCAAGAUUCCUUUAGUCACGUUUGGGAACACUCAAGAUUCAUAAUAGGAACUGUUAUUAAACAAACCUUAUUACAUAAAGAAGCCCUCCUUGGUAAAAACAAAAUAUUUUAUUCAGCCCUCUUUUAAUAAAAUCUAUGGGAGAGAUGUACUAACUCCAAUAUAAAAGUCAUUCAAUAUAAAAGAGAUUUCUCAAUUUGAGAAUCCAAUGAAUGCCCUUUUCCUUAUAGAUAUCUUAAAGGCCUGGUCUGAGCUUUAAAUAUAUAUAUAUAUAUUUUUUUUCAAAUUCAGAUGUUAUGGAAUCCAGAUACAAAAUGGUCAAGCUUCUUGUAGACAACCUCAUUCAAGGCCAACUGACUGUGAGCCCAAGGAAAAAAAUACAAACAGCAGCUAAGUUUGCAGUUUAGGAUAACUUCAUUCUAAUAUAUUGUUACAGUUACAACAGGAUUUUAAUUAAAAAAUCAGUUUUGUUUAACUGUAAUUAACCCCUUCACUCCCAAGAGUGCUUGGUUUUCAAAUAUAAUUUAAGAUAUUGUAUUUUAUGGAAAAGAAUCAACAGAUUUUAUUCACAAUUUGUGUCAAACCAAAUUUAAUGAUUGAUUAGGACUAUUUUAUAUGAAUAGCUGUAAUUGAGGAUUAAACCGUAUGAAGUUUUCAAGAAAAGAAAAAUAAAUAAAAUUCCAUCCUAAUAUUACUACAUGUUGAUGUUAAUAAUUAAUCAAAAAUAUUUUACAUGUAAACCUUAAUGAAGCUUGCAAAUAAAUUUCAUUGAAUACUUGAAUUUUAGCUGGGUUUAUUAAUUUAAAGUAUUUAUUUUAUAUCAUUAGCCUCAAAUUUUUGCUUAAAAUUCCCUUUAAUUCUUAAACAUUCCUAGAAAUUCCUAGGAAUUUUUUAGAUUUACAGCUUUUCAGGGAAAGUCAUCGGUGCUUUGAGUGGCUAGAGACUUGGAAUUUCUGGGAAUUUCUGGGAAUUUCUAGGAAUUUCUAGGUUUUUAGAACCAGAGUUGUUAUGGUUGGGAAUUCCCAGUCUGAGUUUACUGUGAAAAUUCACAAAAAUCCAUUUUGCAAGGGCAACUAGAUAGUUUGGCAUACCUGUGAGCUCUCUCCGUCCACAUCUUAAUCUCCUACAAACUGUAAUGUUUAGGGGUGUCAGUGAGUCAUGAAGUAGAGGGCAAAACCGUAAAGUAGAUGGCAAAUUUCAUAAUUACCAGCUCUUAUUGAAACUUCUGAACAUGUGCGAUUGCUGCCUCUAAAAGCUGAAAUCAUUGGAAUGUAUGAAGCCCAAUUUUUAACAUUAUUUACCUAGUAUGAUUUACCUAUCAUAGUGGAACCAUAUUCUUGCCUCCUAACAAAUUUAGGCAUGUCUUGUCAAAUUUAAUAGUGUAAUCCGGUAAAUUUGUGGAAUACUCCAACUUCAUAAACUUGCUCAAAGUAGUGUGAUCAUCACAACAAGAGUUCCUUUUUGUUAAUCAGAUGUGUGAAGCCCUCAAAUAUUUUAGUAAACUCCCGCGGUGAAAUCAAGCUCUGUGACUUUGGAGUUAGUGGACAGUUAAUUGACUCAAUGGCAAAUUCUUUUGUUGGCACACGAUCUUACAUGUCGGUAAGGAGAAUAUGUUGAUAAGUGAAUAGUAGUUUUGGUAUUAUGUACUAAAAGAAAUUACAUGUUUCUAACCUUUAUACCUCCUUGGAAUGACCAAUGAGUAAUUUCUCCUUACCAUAUCAAUAGCAUUUCAACCAAAGAGGCGACAAGGAGAGAGAAAAUAUCAUCUGGGGAUAUUGUUUGAUUCAAGGCCAAAUCCUCAUAGCUAGAAUUAUGAUAAGUGUAUAGCACACUGUUAGGUGAAUCGACAGUGAGAUUUUGGGAGUGAAAGAGUUAAAAUGUAACAGUUAAAAUCCAACAUGGAAGCUAAGAAAACAAGAAAACAAUCCACAGACAAGUUAAACUGAGGUGGAAAAUGCAUGAUAAGGAAGGCUUAAAGAUGUUUCUGAUACUUGAAAGGAGAUACAUGGUACAUGUAUGUCAUUCAUAGUUUGAGUAAGUUCUGUAACCUAGAAAAUUUCCUUUUAAUCAAAUAAACCUCAGAGAUUAUUUUGUCCAAGUGCAUGAACUCUGAAAAGUAAGAAUAAGCCGUGAAAAGAGAACUUAAGAUACAGAAGAUUCACCUUAUUUGCAAUUAAUCUUUGACAUUUUAGAUUCUCAGCCUGAAAGACUUCAAGGAGCUAACUACACAGUUCAAUCUGACAUUUGGAGUUUUGGAUUAUCAUUGAUUGAGAUGGCAAUUGGAAGGUAUCCAAUUCCACCAGCUGAAGAAAACCAAAAAAGCACAAGUCCAUCACAUCUAAAGAGAAUACCUCCAGGAACAAGGCCACCUAGUGGUGUGAGCAAUGAUGCAAGGCCAAUGGUGAUAUUUGAAUUACUGGAUUAUAUUGUGAAUGAGGUGAUGCCAAAAGUCUUAACAGUAAACUGAUGAAAGUCGUGUGAAUCAAUUUUUAAGGAAUUUAUCUUGCGAGUUAGUUAGAGGAUGUGCAUAAAAUUUGUGUAAACAGAGUAAGCAAGUUGAAUUGCUUUUCUUCCCUCCAUUGUUCUGACUAACCAAAUGUUUGAAUAACAUAUUGGUUGAUCAGUUUGAUCUCCUAAUAAUAUCUUUGGAGAAGUAUGCAUUUCUGUGUUGAUGUAAAGUUUGCAGCAAGUUCAGGAUUGCUGCAUUGUGUAAUCAUCUCCUUUACUGCUGGGAAAAUCUUUGUAGAAACUAUGGUAUAUUAUUGAAGAAUGGUAUAUUAUUGUCACUGAAGUUAUACAUUUUUGUUCUUUAUUGGAUAGCCUCCUCCCCAGCUACCAUCAGAGCAAUUUUCAGAAGAGUUUUGUGAGUUUGUCAACAAAUGGUAGGCAAUGUUUCCCACACUCUUCCAUAUGAUGGUUAUGAAUGAUAGUUAUUGUCAAACUUGGACAUAGAUGUUUAGGGGAGUAAGUUGUGGUAUAUCCAGAUGCACUGGAGAUCAGGACAUUCUAGAAAACAGCUAAAUCUCACAGUAAUCUAUUUCAAUUUCUGUUUCAGUCUUGUUAAGAAUCCUUCAGAAAGACCUAACCUCAAAGUGUUAAUG